Molecule: messenger RNA, 4519 nt
Organism: Physcomitrium patens
Lineage: Eukaryota; Viridiplantae; Streptophyta; Bryopsida; Funariales; Funariaceae
Source: RefSeq, a predicted model, not a curated record
AAGUUGGGAUUCGCAGUGUAGCAUGCGGAGAAACUGAAUGAUGAGACUCUGUUGUGAGUACUCUGCUAGUAAAAUUACUCAGAAGCUUUGUCAUUGAUUGUCUAAGUCUUCCGAUCGUGCUCAACUUGCUCGUGGGAAGUGUCUUUCAUGUCCGUGAGAGGGAGGCGAUCAUUAUGACUGAGCCGGUGCAUUCAUUUGCAGGCAUUGAGCUAAACAGGGGUUAUUGACAUCGGAGGACAGUUGUUGAGGUUAGCGCGCGCUUUUCUUGCAGCAUUUGGUAGAGAGAUUUUAGGUGGGUGGUGAUGGGGGGUUCGUGUUUGACCAGCAACUUUGUGUCUGUAGGAGAUGCAUUCGAAGGAUUGCUGUUGGGUUUCAUUGUGAUGUAGAAUUUUUUCGGUGUAGCGGAGUAUUCCAGGUUGUGUGCGGGCAGAGAUGCAAUCGUCAUGGAAGGCAGUGCUGGAGGUGACGAAGACGGCGUUGGCGCAGAAUGAUCCUCCUCUGGUAUGGGGUGCGGAUGUAGCCACCUGCAUCCAUGAGCAAGGCACUGGAUUGCCUAGUGUUGAGCUUUCUCCUAUUCUAUUACGUUGCCUCUUGAGAGGCGCCUCUAAUGGCCCGAACUUUGCUACCAUGUGGAGCUAUAUCCAGCACGCCUUGUCCUGUCACAUGGUCUCCGCUCUCCACAUGAUUGCUCUUCUCACAAGCAGGAUCAUACCAACUCGUCAACAGCAACCUGAAAUGUACAAAGUGUAUUUGGAUCUCACAGGCACCUAUGUAUUUUCCUUCUCAUCCACCAAGCUCAUGCCAUGUCGAGACAGGUAUGUCAUUUGGCACAGGGUUGUAAAGGCCGUAGACGAAUCCUUACAGUUGUCUAAGUCGCCGGAGGCUCCUAUUACGGAAGUAGGGGUAGUGAUUGUGCAUUUUCUUUUCACCCUGGUGGCGCGACUGGCGGAGGCCGUGUAUGAAGAUUGGAAAUCAAAUAAAGGAGUUAUGCAUGGUCAGAUGAUGCACCCUGGACAUGAAGAGAAGGGUGAAAUGGGGAUAGAACAGCUGAAGAGGACUAAUAGCUUGGCAGCAGUGCACCUUAUGGCUAGAAUCAUGCACAACAAGCGCACUGCAGGAAUUCUUCGCAUCGCUCGCCGGAAUUUGCAAGACCAGUGGGCAUUAUUUGUGCAAAGGUUGCAAAUGGUGGAGUCGUUGACCAAUGAUCCUUCAUCCAUGGCACCCAAAGAGACUGUAGAGGCGUUGGGACUAUUAGCAAAUGCUAUUCAACAAGGCCUUCGUCCAGAAUGGCGCCCGUCGCAGCUGCCAGUCAUCCGAUCGUUGCUGCCCACCCACUCUCGGUCUUGGUCCUUCGGCAAUGCAGGUGGGCUGGGCCAGAGCUCAUUAUGGCUUCCAUUUGAUAUUUAUAUGGAAGCUGCUAUGGAGGGACGUCGCCUUUCUACAAGUUCCAAUUCAGAGAUAUUGGCUGAUGCGAUGAAAGCUAUGCAAUCCGUACAUGCUGCGAAUUGGGUGGAUUUAUUUUUGGGUCUUUGGACAGCAGCUUUGAGAUUAGUCAAAAGGGAUCGUGAAUCUUUUGAAGGGCCUAAUCCACACGUGGAAUCACGCUUGUGUAUGCUGUUAUCUAUUUUACCAAUUGCAUCGGGCAUCGUGAUUGAGGAAGAAGAGAAAGGGCAAUUACACCCUGAGAAUAUAUCUGGAGAUGACAAAGAAAGAAAAGUUGUAGGAGGUCGACGUGCUGCGUUGGAGACAUGCCUCAAGGUUCUUGGCCAGUUUGAGUCUCUUUUGAUACCUCCAGCCGUUGCAGUUACUGCAGCUAACCAGGUGGCUGCGAAGGUGGCUGCUUUUCUGAGCUCUGGCGUGCAAAAUUUGGCUGCAGAUGUCAGCAAUUCUGGAAAGUCUGCAGUUGGAAAUAUGCGGCACUUGAUCGUGGAUGCGUGUAUAGCCAGAGGUUUGAUGGACAAAACGGCGUACUUCUGGCUUGGAUCCGGAGGUUCGCUUACAAAUGUUCCUGCAUCUCCUUCCCAACCGUCUCCUUGGUCAGCAUUCAUGGAGGGAGCUCCCCUCACCGGUUCCUUACGGGCUGCACUAAUGUCAAGUCCUGCUGGAAGUGUUGCAGAGUUGGAAAAGGUCUAUAAGACAGCCAUUCUUGGUCCCGAAGAGGAAAGGGCAGCAGCAGCGAGCAUCCUUUGUGGGGCAUCCCUCGUCCGCAGCUGGACAGUACAGGAACUUGCAGUGCAUUUUGCAGUGCAACUUUUGUCUCCACCGGUUGGUGACAACUGGGGUGGGAACAGUGGUAACGCACUAAUUGGCCAUGCGCCUAUGUUGUAUGCUGCACUUCAAGGCAUGAAUAAUGCUGAUGCGCUCAAUGUACUCUCCUUAUUUGGCAUGUUCCCAGAAAUGGCAGCAUCUCUUUUACCCAUCUGCGAGGUAUUUGGAUCGAUCACCAACGCAAAGCCGGUCGCAACAAGUAAUGGGGAGGAGCUUUCAGCUCAUAUGGUCUUCACUGUGGCCUUCCUACAACUUGUCAAGUUGUGGAAGUUCCACCGACCUCCUUUGGAACAUUGCUUGCUGGGCAGCGGAGCUGGUCUCGGUGCAGACUUGAGCCUUGAGUAUCUACUCCAGCUACGUAACAUGCAACUGGCCUCUCCAGCCAAGCAGCGCAUGCAAGUGCUUGGGUCAACUUACACGUCUCCACCAAAUUCUGCAGUCAUUACGUUAGACUCUUUCCCGCGGCUUCGGAUUUGGUAUAUGCAGCACCAAGCGUGUAUCUCUUCAACAGUCACAGGCUUGGUUCGCAACAACCCUGUGCAUUCAGUGGGAGAUCGCUUGCUUGCUAUGAUGUUCAAGAAGGUGAACAAAUCAAGCUCCGCUCCUUCAACACCAAAUGAGGACGUUGCUGGCAGACCAGUUUUGUGUGCGUGGGAUAUUAUUGCAGCUGCACCAAUUGUAUUGGAGUAUGCACUGACAGCGUGCUCUCAUGGCACGCUCCCCCCUCGCGAUUUAACCACAGGACUUCGGGAUCUGGUCGAUUAUCUUCCAGCUACUAUUGCGACUAUUGUUAGCUACUGCUCCGCAGAGUGCACCAGGGGUCUGUGGAAGUAUGCUUCAAUGAACGGACAGGACUGGCCCAGCCCUGCCGCUAAUCUUCUAAGCAUACAAGGCGAGGUGAAGGAUAUUCUGGCAGCUGCUGGUGUUCACACUUCAAGUCCAUCUGGUACGGGGGGAGGGAAUGCGCCCGUGUCAAUACCUCUACCGCUUGCAGCUCUUAUAGGUUUAACCAUCACGUUCAAGCUGGACAAGUUCGGCGACACGGUGCUAAGCGUUGCAGGUCCUGCCCUAGAGAGCUGCUCUGGUGCAGGCCCUUGGUUCAGCAUGCAAGUAGUUGCAGCUCUCUGGGCCCAGAAAGUUAAGAGAUGGCACGACUAUAUCGUUUUUGCUGGUUCAUGCCACAUAUUCAAACAAAGCAAGCCCGCCCUCUUGCAACUCCUCAAAAGCUGCUUCGCCGUCACCCUUUCCACCUCAGGAGCUCUCGGUUCCAAGCUCCAAUCUCAUGGUGGUGUAGGGGCUCUUCUUGGCCACGCAGCAUGUUCCCCAUACGCUCCAGGAAUCCUAUACCUCCGAUCAUACUCUACACUCCAUGACAUCAUGUUUCUAAGCGACGAAACCUUGGUUCUCGUCGCUGAAGCAGUCGGAGAAUUAGGAGGUCAUGUUACUGAAGGAGAGUUGCUCGGUCAUGCAAAUCGUCUACGGUGCGUCCAAGGCUCCAUGUCCACCUCCAUGUCGAGAGUAAUCCAAGCUUCCUCUCUAGGAGCCUCUCUGCUAUAUGUCUCCGGGGGAACCACGCUCGUAACUAAGCUCUUCACUGAGAGCAUUCCGACUUGGUUCCUCGCCAACAGUGGCUCCAAAGGCAGCCAAGCACCUGGCGGCUUGAUUCUAGAGGGUUAUGCUAUAGCCCACUUUGCUCUCUUGUCAGGGGCUCUCGCAUGGGGUGUCUCUGGCUCUAAUGCAGGAUUAUCUGUAGACUCGGGAGUUCCGGUCUUGAUGCGAAGGCACCAUGUGCUGGGCUCUCACAUGGAGUUUCUGGCAUCAGGACUGGGAGGUGAUCUGGCGGUGAGCUGUGAGCAAACUCUAUGGAGGUCGUAUGUGGUGGGGUUUCUGGCGCUAAUGGUUACGUGUACGCCUACGUGGAUAUUGGAGCUCAAAAUUGAGACGUUAAGGAAGCUUGCAACAGGGUUGAGGUUUUGGCAUGAGCAUGACUUGGCUGUGGCUUUGUUGGAGAGAGGGGGGCCGUCGGCUAUGGGAGCAGCAGCAGAACUUACUCUAGGUUAGGAGGUGGAAGAUUAGUGUAAAUCGUAUUGUUUUCUUUUGUACAGUAUUUUGCACUUGGUUUUCGUUCUUGGUGGUGGUUUUGUGAAUGUCUGGGUCAUGAUAUUUGUUUGUAUAUUACUCCGCUGUGGGUAUUUUCCCAAUCAAUGUAAGAGGUAGUUUGAAUAAGAGGCAGAUGCCAACUUUAAUUUUA